AUGAAUCCCAGCCCGGACCGCGGCAAAGAGUGCCUCCCCCCCAAGAAGAGGGAGUCCCGGCAGGGCUCGGUUGACCAGCGCCCCCCACUGGACGAGUUCAAACCGCCCGCCGCGCCCCUCAGGACCCGGCCCGCCAGCAGCUCAGGGAGGGGGGAGGGGGGCAGGGAGAGCAGCGACGGGGCUCUGACGAACCCCCACAGUCUGCUACCCUCUCCCCCACCCCCCCUCCCACCCCCUGGUAUCCCACUCCCCCUGCCAUGGCAACUGGCCUACCCCCCCUCCAUCCCUCUUCCCUUCCUCCCAGGCCAGGUAGGAGAAAUGAGGGGGUCGGGCUCGCCCUCCUGGAGGGAUGAUCCUAUACCUGCUCCACUCCCCCAUCAUUCCAGAUGGCUCCGAGGUGAAAUCCCCGUUCCCCUUCCACCCUCCUCAUCCUCUUCCUCCUUCAAGAGCCCCUUCCCCGCUGACUCCAGAGAGAUGUGGUCCUAUUUCAACACAGGCCGAAGGGACUACAGCUCCUCUCUCUUUUCCCAAUCCCACCAGUUCAUCCAGCCCUCCCUCUAUCCCCAUGACUUCUCCAUGACUGAGGGCAGACACAGGUAUGUGGGCAAGAGGCCCAACGGGCUGGACGGCCUGGGCAGCAGGACUGCCUCUGCCUCCAGGGUAGUGCCCCCCUCAGGAGAGUACGGGAACGAACCCAGUGGCAGGGCCAGGCUGGGUGGCAGCCUCCACUGUUCCCAUGCCAACGGGCGGCGGAGACACCAGGAGGAUCCCAUGGGGCGUUCCCAGCCGGUUGCAGUUUUCCGAGAUUCCCGAGCGCUACCUCCGGAGGGCCCUGACUCACAUUCCUCUCUGCAGGAAAGGGACCCCUGUGGGACGCCAAAGCCUGGGUCCCUCACCCUGAUCCCUAGCAGGCCCCAGCCACAUCGGGCAGACCCCCGGGCAGGGAGAGGGGAGCUGCUGGACCCCCUGGGAGGCUCUCCAGCUAAGGCCCAGAUCUACUACUCCCUGGGCUCGAUGUACUCUACCCUACAGCCCAGCCACCUCAGCCCCCAGGCUCAGCCCUACCCCCUGUACAGCCCCUCGGGCAGCCCUCAAUACGGCCUGCACACCAUGAGGAACUCACAACACUCACCCCAGGGGCAGCCCAACAGCCACGGCACAGAGAGCGACAGAGAGAGGGAACAAGAGCGAGACAGAGAACGAGACAGAAAACAAGAUCAAGACCGGGAGAGAGAACAUGAACGAGACAGAGACAACAGGGAGAGAGAACAUGAACGAGACAGAGACAACCGGGAGAGAGAACAUGAACGAGACAGAGACAACAGGGAGAGAGACAGUGAACGAGACAGAGACAAAAUCAGCGGAGACCUUUCCCCUGGGCAGCAGUACUCACGUCCCCGCGCCUCCCCCCUCCUUCCCCACUCGGCCGCCUCACCCCCUGCCCCUCAACCCCACCACAACCCCCCAGCACUCCUACCUCACUUUGCCAAGGGUUCUCUGAUUGAGCUGGCGGGGGGCCGUCUGAAGCGUGUGGAGGAGCUGAGGACGGAGGACUUCCUAAGGAGUGCCAACACCUCCCCGGAGUUCCACCUGAGCACCUGCACCGUUCUGCUCAUCGCCCCCAGUGACACACACGGCUUCAACCACCUGCAGGUCCUCCUCACAGACCGCAACACUCAGGUCAGGGGCUCAUCUAUCUUCUAGAUUUCUAUUCUCUAUCUGAGUCACUUCUAGACAAUAUAUUAUAAUAAAGGCACUGGUCAUUCACUACUUAAGCAAACGUUUGCAAUCCUCUCCAAUCACUCAAACAUGUAAACAUAUGACAAAUUAUCUUACAACAAGGAUUGUUGAAAUCAUAAUUCUCCUUAGUAAAAAGGAUGUAUAUCCCAGCACUGUUGUGAAUAUGUUGUUGUUGUUCUGUGUGUGUAGGAGUUACUAACAGUUCUGGUGGAGUACCCGUUCUUCGUGCGGGACCGCGGCUGGUCUUCCUGCUGUCCCCAGAGAACCUCCCAGCUCUACGGCCUAUCCUGCCGCCAACUCAGCGAGGGAGACAUCUGCCUUGCCCUCACCCCCUCACACACACCUCGUACACACACACACUCACACACACGCACAGCCCCCCGGGGCCACCGCACACACACUCGGGCCAGGGUGGGGGCCAGCACACACAGGGAGGAUAUGCCCCCUCCUCCCCCUCCUCCUCCUCUUCCUCAUCUCUCCCCUGCUCUCGCCCCUCCUCCUCUCCCUCCACCCCCUGCAGACCCCCCCACCCAGGAGCAGCCACGCCCACGCAAGAGGCGAUGGUCCGCCCCCGACCUCUUACCCCCUACUGGAACUACGGAAGCUACCGGAACUGACAAGACCACCGAUUUACCUCACGGCUCCAAGCAUAGGAAGCGGCAGUAA
This is a messenger RNA of Coregonus sp. 'balchen', 2406 nucleotides long. Lineage: Eukaryota; Metazoa; Chordata; Actinopteri; Salmoniformes; Salmonidae. The record is from the annotation of a GenBank genome assembly.